This is a messenger RNA of Lolium rigidum, 1752 nucleotides long. Its product is annotated as putative clathrin assembly protein At5g57200. Gene Ontology annotation, cellular component: clathrin-coated pit; clathrin-coated vesicle. The record is from RefSeq and is a predicted model, not a curated record. The transcript is spliced from 15 exons. Lineage: Eukaryota; Viridiplantae; Streptophyta; Magnoliopsida; Poales; Poaceae. The coding region runs from base 4 to 1752 and encodes 582 amino acids. Gene Ontology annotation, biological process: vesicle budding from membrane; clathrin-dependent endocytosis; clathrin coat assembly. Gene Ontology annotation, molecular function: SNARE binding; phosphatidylinositol-4,5-bisphosphate binding; 1-phosphatidylinositol binding.
CUGAUGGGGUCGUGGCGCAAGGCCUACGGCGCCCUCAAGGACUCCACCAGGGUCGGCCUCGCCAAGGUCAACAGCGACUUCAAGGAUUUGGAUAUUGCGAUUGUGAAGGCGACCAACCACGUAGAAUGCCCUCCCAAGGAACGGCACGUCAGAAAAAUAUUCUAUGCAACCUCGGUGAGCCGCCCUCGAGCCGAUGUCGCAUACUGCAUAUACACCUUGUCGAGAAGGUUGUCUAAGACAAAGAAUUGGACAGUCGCUUUGAAGACAUUGAUAGUGAUACACAGGCUUCUGCGAGAAGGCGAUCCUACGUUCAAAGAGGAGUUCAUGGCCUACUCAUACAGAGGAAACAUCUUGCACAUGGCGAACUUCAAGGAUGACUCGAGCCCAUUGGCUUGGGAUUGCUCUGCAUGGGUUCGCACCUACGCGCUUUUCCUGGAGGAACGGCUCGAGUGCUUUAGGGUUCUGAAAUACGACAUCGAAACGGAGCGUCUCACGAAAUCUUCCCAGUGUUCUACCAAGGCACAUAGUAGAACCCGGACACUGCCUUGCCUUGAUCUUAUGGAGCAUUUGCCUGCAUUGCAGCAGCUGCUUUUCAGGCUUAUGGGCUGCCAGCCUGAAGGUGCAGCGUGCUCAAAUUACCUUAUUCAGUAUGCAUUAGCCUUGGCUUUGAAGGAGAGUUUCAAGAUAUACUGUGCAAUCAAUGAUGGAAUCAUCAAUCUUGUUGAUAUGUUCUUUGACAUGCCAAAGUAUGAUGCUAUCAAGGCUCUUGCUAUCUAUAAAAGAGCCGGCAUGCAGGCAGAAAAUCUUGCCGAUUUUUACGACUUCUGCAAAGAUCUUGAGCUUGCCAGGACGUUCCAGUUUCCUACCCUCAGACAGCCACCCCCAUCAUUUCUUGCAACAAUGGAGGAGUACAUCAGAGAAGCGCCACGUCCCUCAGUCAAGAGUAUUGAGAGUGGGGAGAGGAAGCUGCUAACCUACAAUGAAGAAGAAGCUCCAAAGGAACCCGAAAAGCUGGUGGAAGAGCAGAAAGAAGAGCCCGUAGAGCCUGAACAGGAACCUGAGCCUGAGCCUGAACAACAACAAUUGCAGCCACUGCAAACUACUGGAGAUUUACUCAUCAACCUGGAUGAAGAGGUGAAUCCCUUGGUCAUGGACCUCGAAGAACACAAUGCGCUUGCACUUGCUAUUGUGGCACCAGGUGAUCAAAACAACGCGCCAACUUGUCUAGACUUGUUUUCUGGCAGCACAUCUGGGUGGGAGCUGGCCCUCGUCACUGCUCCGAGCAACCUCACCAGCCAACCAAUUGAGACCAAAUUGGCUGGGGGCUUUGACAAGUUGCUACUCGACAGCCUCUACGAAGAUGAGGCGAGGAGGCAGCAGAUAGCCAGCAUGACCUACCACGGCAGCUCUGGACAAGCCAACCCGUUCGAAACCAAUGACCCUUUCGCCAUGUCCAAUAGCUUCACGCCACCAUCCAACGUCCAGCUGGCAAUGGUGACUCAGCAGCAGCACUACUUCCAGGCUCAGCAACAUCAGCAGCAAUAUUACCAGCCUCAACUACAGGAGCAGUAUUUCCAGGCUCAGCAUCAUCAGCACCAGUAUUUCCAGGCUCAGCAGCAUCAGCACCAAUAUUUCCAGCAGCAGCCUAUGUCUUCCGCGCACUCGUCCGGAGCUUACAAUCCCUUUGGUGAUCCUUUCAGUGACCUUGUAACAUUGGCUUCUCCAAAACAAGGCAAUUCAAGUUUGCUCUGA